GUGCGCAGGCGCAGUCCCGGCUCCUCGCGGCGUGUUCGUCUUUCCCUCAGUUCCCAGUGUUCUGGCAGGUAAGGAACGGCGGCCCUUCGCCUCUCAGCGCGGAUAGUCGUUUGCUCCGGACGCCCGCUCCUCAGCCCUGCGGCUCCUGGGGUCGCUGCUGCAGCCCGCACGCCUCCACCGGCUACAGACCCAUGGCCGAGCGCGGGGAACUCGACUUGACCGGCGCCAAACAGAACACAGGAGUGUGGCUAGUCAAGGUUCCUAAAUAUUUGUCACAGCAAUGGGCUAAAGCCUCUGGAAGAGGUGAAGUUGGGAAACUGCGGAUUGCCAAGACUCAAGGAAGGACUGAGGUGUCAUUUACUUUGAAUGAGGAUCUUGCAAAUAUUCAUGAUAUUGGUGGAAAACCGGCUUCAGUCAGUGCUCCUAGAGAACAUCCAUUUGUCUUGCAAAGUGUUGGAGGACAGACAUUAACAGUAUUUACUGAGAGCUCAUCAGAUAAGCUGUCAUUGGAAGGAAUAGUGGUGCAAAGAGCUGAAUGCCGACCAGCUGCCAGUGAAAACUACAUGCGAUUAAAAAGAUUGCAGAUAGAAGAGUCUUCCAAACCUGUGAGGCUAUCACAACAGCUGGACAAAGUUGUAACAACCAAUUACAAACCUGUUGCUAAUCAUCAAUACAAUAUUGAAUAUGAAAGGAAAAAGAAAGAAGAUGGAAAGCGAGCUCGAGCUGAUAAACAACAUGUUUUAGACAUGCUAUUUUCAGCCUUUGAGAAACAUCAAUACUAUAAUCUUAAGGACUUGGUGGACAUCACAAAACAACCUGUGGUGUACCUGAAGGAAAUCUUAAAAGAAAUUGGUGUUCAGAAUGUAAAAGGGAUCCACAAAAACACAUGGGAGCUGAAGCCAGAGUACAGACACUAUCAAGGAGAAGAAAAGAGUGACUAAGAAGACUCCUAGCCAGCAUGCUAGUGAAACGACUAGCGGCGAUGCUAUGCAAAAGGCGCUGAUACUGGAAGGCUUGAACACCGUAUGUUAAUAGGGGUUAAGUGACAGUACUUUCAUUUCUCUUGGUAAAUUUUUUAAACCUGUAAUUCUUGUAAAGUUUCUUAACUGUUUUUUUGAGGAGAAAGAACAGAUUUAUUUACAGACUUAACUUGUAUUAAACCAGAUUAUUCACAAUAGGAAUAGGGGUUGGAGGAUUAAGAGGGUUUUUCUUAAAUAUUAGCUUUUAAUGUGUACAAUUAGGAAAUGUUUUUUAAAUGAGGACUCUCUACCCUUGCUGUAUCUAAGGAGCUGAGGUAAUACAGAUCCAAGGAGAAUUGUUUAGCAGGAAAAAAACAGUCAACUACAGAAACUCUUAAAAGGAAUAAAAACCCAAAGUUCCUUAUUUUGAAAUUGUCAAAGAACAAAGCGGUGUUUUUCUUUUAAACAGGUGAUCAUGUUUCGUGUUCAUACUCAACAUUAAUAAAAGGAGAGAGUUUGUAGUGAAA
This is a messenger RNA of Nomascus leucogenys (northern white-cheeked gibbon), 1486 nucleotides long. RefSeq names its product general transcription factor IIF subunit 2 (gene GTF2F2). The record is from RefSeq and is a predicted model, not a curated record. Lineage: Eukaryota; Metazoa; Chordata; Mammalia; Primates; Hylobatidae. Gene Ontology annotation, cellular component: transcription factor TFIIF complex. Gene Ontology annotation, biological process: transcription by RNA polymerase II; transcription initiation at RNA polymerase II promoter.